AUGGCCAGGAGCCUUUUGCGGGACUGGUGCCGGGGGCUGGACGUGGACGAGCACAGGGCCCUGCUGGUCACCGGCAUCCCCGAGCGCCUGGAGCGGGCGGCCAUCGAGGCCGUCCUGCGGCCGGCCCUCCUGCCCCUGGGCGCGUUCAGGCUGCGGAACACGAGGGCCGCGAGGAACCGGGAGGCCAAGGCCGCCCUGGUGGAGUUCGCGGAGGACAUUGAUCACGCCGCCAUCCCCAGGGAGAUCCCGGGCCAGGACGGCGUCUGGAGGGUUCUGUGCAAGGACCGCGCCGAAGACACGAGAGUCCUGCGGCGGAUGAAGCGCUUGCUGCUGGAAGAAAGGCCCACUCAGGCCGCAGUGGCCGGGGCCCCCGGGGGCACGCCCAGCCCUCCCGCCUCGGAGACCGAGGCCCAGGGGUCAGAGCAGGCGGCCGGGAAGGCUGGGCCCCCUCCUGGUGCAGCCAGCGGGGCUGGGAGGGGCCGUGGGGGUCGCAGAAACAGAGCCAGAGGCAACAGGGUGACCCAGAAGGGCACGAAGAGGGGCCGAGGAGGGUGGCCGUCUGCGUCGGCGAGGCGUGAGUCCGAGGACUCUUCGGACGAGAGCCUGGGCAUCGUGAUCGAGGAGGUGGACGGGGAGGACCUGAGCGCGGAUGAGGAGCAGAGCGCGCUGUACGCCACCCUCCAGGCCGCCGCCAAGGAACUGGUGAAGAAGGGGGCCCUCCAGGGCGAGGCAGACGACGGAGACGGUCCCCGCGAGUUCUUGGCCCUGGUGACGGUGACGGACAAAGCCAAGAAGGAGGAGAUGGAGAAAGGGCCCCGUGGGGCCGAGUCCAUCAGCCUGGACAUCGCAGAAGACCGGAGCGGGGUCCCCGACUUAGUGGCGCUUCUUGCUGUGAGAGACGCGUCGGACGAGGAGACCACGGGCAGCGACGCUUCCGAAAGUGAUUCGCAGGAAAAUGGGGACCAAGAGGAAGAGGGGGUGGACAAUCCCGAGUUUGUGGCUAUUGUGGCGUAUACAGACCCCUCGAACCCCUCCGCCCAGGAGAUGCUGAAAAUCGCUUCUGUGAUCAGGUCGCUGGGCUGGAGCGACAAGAAGGACAAAAGGGAUGCCCUUCCCGAGGUCUUGUCCCUCAUGGCCAAGGACACUUCGGGCCCCCGCGUGCAGGUGGAGGAGGCAGGCCGCCAGGUGGACGCCAUGGUCCUGCGGAAGGCCGAGGACGACGGGAACCUUCUGGAAUGCAUUUCUGCCUUGGUUGAGCCCCAGACCCGCCCCGAGGGGAGGAAGGCUCCGCGGGGCCCCCUCGCGGGCCAGGGCGACGGCGAGGACGCUGAGGGGGGCCUCCUGGAGCUGGUGGCGCUGCUGGCGGCCCAGGACACGGCCGAGGUGGUGGAGGAGGACAAGGAACAUGCCUGGGAGGGCGGGAAGGUCCAAUGCGCCAAAGGCAAGCUGGGUGAGGUCUUGGCGCUCCUGGCGGCCCGAGGGGGCAGGGAGUCGGAUGAGGACGCGGAGGGGGCUUCGGACGAAGGCUCCGAGGAGGAGGCGUCGGAGGACACGGAGGGCGAGGAGUCGGAGCGCGAGCACCGGGCGUCCAGGACGCCCCGCGCCAAGCGGGCGCGCACGGCCUCCAGGGCCCUGGGAGCGGCCGGCGCCCCCGCCCCGUCGGGCGCCCGCAAACCCCGAAGGGGAGGCCGGGGCCGCGGCGGAGGGGGCGUCACUCCCGAGAAGAAGGCUCAGGACGAGGCGGCGGGACACAAGAAAAAGAAGGGGCGUGCGGGGGCCGGGCCCCGCGCCAAGGCCGGCGAGGCCGGGGGGCAGCCGCCCAGCGGCUCCAAGGCGGCCCGCGGGAAGAAGGCUCGGGGGGGCAGGAGGCCGCCGCCCAGGCGCCGCUAG
Messenger RNA from Ceratotherium simum simum (southern white rhinoceros), 1890 nucleotides. RefSeq names its product paraneoplastic antigen-like protein 8B. NCBI's taxonomy places the organism in Eukaryota, Metazoa, Chordata, Mammalia, Perissodactyla, Rhinocerotidae. The record is from RefSeq and is a predicted model, not a curated record.